UGUAAGGAGCAUGUGCGAGCUGUAGUUCUGUCUGCACUCCCAGGCUUGUAAAUUUUCACCCUGGGAAAUUAGCAACAAAGCCCCGAUCUGUCUCCUGGUUGCUUUGCACUUUCCGAGGGCGGCUGUACUUGACUGAGCUGCAGAACAGACAGCGGAGAGAGAAAGAGAGAGAGAGAGAGAGCAACAAGAGAGAGCGAGGGAGCCAAGAGAGGGAGGGAGAGCAGAGGGAAGGGGUGGGGGCGAGGUAAAUACUCUUAAAUCGGAAGGGAGCAGUUUCCUCUGUGGUCUUGACAAGCGCUGCCUGGACUCCGGCGGCUCUGUAAUAACUGAGUGACCUUUUCUUUGGCUGUAUUAUGUCUGGCUGAGAAGGGAUUGCAUUUUGCAGCUGAGAAAGCCAGGGGCUUCCUUCAGCUCCGGCUCCUUGCACACUGCUGGGGUAUACAAAUGCUCUCAGUUCAGCCAGACACCAAGCCGAAAGGUUGUGCUGGCUGCAACCGAAAGAUCAAGGACCGCUAUCUUCUAAAGGCGCUGGACAAAUACUGGCAUGAGGAUUGCUUGAAGUGCGCGUGUUGUGACUGUCGUUUGGGAGAGGUGGGCUCCACCCUGUACACUAAAGCUAAUCUUAUCCUUUGUCGCCGAGACUAUCUGAGGCUGUUCGGUGUGACAGGAAACUGUGCUGCCUGCAGCAAGCUCAUCCCUGCAUUUGAGAUGGUGAUGCGUGCCAAGGAUAAUGUGUACCACCUCGACUGCUUUGCAUGUCAGCUUUGCAACCAGAGAUUUUGUGUCGGAGACAAAUUUUUCUUAAAGAAUAACAUGAUCCUCUGCCAGACGGACUACGAGGAAGGUUUAAUGAAAGAAGGUUAUGCACCCCAGGUUCGCUGAUUCAUCAAAAUAAACCCAUUCAUAAUACAAAGCACUACAUUCUUCUAUCUUUUUUGCUCUACGUGUAUAUAAGAAUUGACACAGGAACCCACUGAAUAGCGUAGUUAUAGGGAAACAGGCUGGUUAUAUGGAAUCAAAGGCAGACUGCAUCUGUAUGUAGUGAAAUUGCCCCAGUUCAGAGUUGAAUGUUUAUUAUUAAAGAAAAACAAUUAAUGUACAUAUUGCUGGAUUUUUUUGCUUGCUAUUCGUUUUUGUGUCAGUUGGCAUGAGAUGUUUAUUUUGGACUAUUGUAUAUAAUGUAUUGUAAAAUUUGAAGCACAAAUGUAAUACAGUUUUAUUGUGUUACCAUUUGUGUUUUGUUUGCUUCUUUGUAUUGUUGCAUUUAGUACAAUCAGUGUUUAAACUUAACUAUAUAUUUAUGCUUUCUGUAACUACCAGCUAUUUUAAAUGAGCUGUAACUUUCUAGUAAAGAAUUGAAGAGCAAAUCUCACUAAUGACACACAGAUAGAUAAACCAAGUCUAUCAGCAUUAGAAAUACUAAAAGUAAAUAAAUAAACACACACACAAAGCAUUCUAGUGACACCCACUUUCUUUGCUACUAUAAUUUAGCCUAUCCGUGUUCUCAUGAGAAACCCUUAUUUUCAGGGGGUUAAAGAGCAGCUUUAAAAAAUGCAUAAAAUUUCACCUUAAAGCACUUUCAUUUUAUACCAACAUGAAAAGUGCCAUUUUUAGAAUAACUUUAAAGCUUAGCAGUAUCCUUUUAAUAUCCUUUAUUAUACUCUUUAUCUACACAAAAGCUUUAUUUUGCUUUUUUUCAACCACACCCUUACGUAAACUAGUGCCUUUGGGUAUCAUGUAAAAAUUUUCCAAAGGGUUACUUAAAAAAAAAAAAAGGUGUUACCGCAAUUCUGAGAUAAUUUUAAAUUAUAAAUUUCUUGUAUAAAUGUUGCCCAGGGAGAUGAGGGCUUAAUAUCUUUAUGAUUUAAUAAAUUGAUGGCACUGAACAGAUUUGAGUGUGAAUCUACUGAAAUUAGGAUAAUGCACAUUGAGGCUGAGAUGGUGUUUGAGUCAUGUAGUGACCAGCCAACAGCAACAUAAUAAUGUUUAUAGAAUCGUCUAGAAGAAGAGAAACAAAGGAACCAAUAAACUGUUGAGAACUAUGUUGGUGAUUACAUAAUUUACCUGC
Molecule: messenger RNA, 2068 nt
Organism: Nannospalax galili (Upper Galilee mountains blind mole rat)
Lineage: Eukaryota; Metazoa; Chordata; Mammalia; Rodentia; Spalacidae
Gene: Lmo3
Product: LIM domain only 3
Exons: 4
Coding region: 445-882 (145 amino acids)
Biological process (GO): positive regulation of transcription by RNA polymerase II
Cellular component (GO): nucleus
Molecular function (GO): DNA-binding transcription factor binding; transcription coactivator activity
Source: RefSeq, a predicted model, not a curated record